AUGUUUGCUACUAACAUAUGGGACUGGCUUCUCGCCAUUCCCGGUCGGGCAACUCAGCAGUUGUGUCGCAGGUGUCAUUGCAUGAAGAUGUGUUCAACUCCACCUGCGGCGCAGGUCCCGAGCCUGAUGAGUGCCUUUGAAGAGUUGGGAAUUUGCCCUGAAAUUAUCCAAGCAGUCGAGGAGGACGACUGGCUGCUUCCCACUCCUGUGCAGCAAGAGGCCAUUCCUCUUAUUCUUGGUGGAGGUGAUGUAUUGGUGGCGGCUGAAACUGGAAGCGGAAAGACCGGUGCUUUCGGUUUGCCUUGCCUCCAGAUCGUCCACGAGACCUUGCGCGGGAAAUGCAGCACCAGGAAGACGGCGGCCUCGAAUCUGAAGUGCGAGCUGAACUUAAACGACAAGGACAUGUUCGUGCUCGUGACAGAAGAUGGUUUGGAGUGCAAGAGUGAAGAUGACAAGCGAUGGAACGGGACGCUUCCUCAGAGCACCGAAAAAAACGUGUGA
Symbiodinium sp. CCMP2592 is the source of this 501-nucleotide messenger RNA. Lineage: Eukaryota; Dinophyceae; Suessiales; Symbiodiniaceae. The record is from the annotation of a GenBank genome assembly.